GCAGUCCGUCAGUUUCUUCCUCUCCUCCUUCGCCUGCCAAAAAGGGGCUGGACCACAAUACAGGGAGAGAGAAAAAAAAACAUAUUUCAAAGCCAGCAUGAACAACAGUUUCCUAAACAUGGCGUCGAUAGGCGACUUCGACCCUCUCAACGCGACUAUUCCUGCCACCAAAGUUGAAAUCACAGUGUCCUGCAGAAACCUGCUGGACAGGGACACCUUCUCCAAAUCAGACCCAAUCUGCGUGCUCUACACACAAGGCAUCGGCAACAAGGAGUGGAGAGAGUUUGGGAGGACGGAGGUGAUUGACAACACAUUAAACCCAGACUUUGUGCGGAAAUUCAUUUUGGACUACUUCUUUGAGGAGCGGCAGAAUCUCCGAUUUGACCUGUACGAUGUUGACUCCAAGAGCGCCAACUUGUCAAAACAUGAUUUUCUGGGACAGGCCAGCUGUACUCUUGGGGAGGUGGUCGGAUCGUUGGGCAGUCGCAUGGAGAAACCUCUGGGGGGUAUUCCAGGGAAGAAAUGUGGGACCAUCAUUGUGAAAGCUGAGGAGCUGAGCAACUGCAGGGAAUCAGUGAUGAUGCAGUUCUGCGGGAACAAGCUGGACAAAAAGGAUUUCUUCGGCAAGUCCGACCCCUUCCUGGUCUUCUACAGGAGCAACGAGGACGGCACGUUUACCAUCUGUCACAAGACCGAGGUGGUGAAGAACACGUUGAACCCGGUGUGGCAGGCCUUCAAGAUCCCCGUCCGGGCUCUCUGCAACGGCGACUACGACAGAACGAUCAAGAUCGAGGUGUAUGACUGGGACAGAGAUGGCAGUCAUGAUUUCAUCGGGGAGUUCAGCACCAGCUACAGAGAGCUGUCCAGGGGGCAGAGCCAGUUCAAUGUCUAUGAGGUGGUAAAUCCAAAGAAGAAGGGGAAGAAGAAAAAAUACCUCAACUCUGGAACGGUAACGCUGCUGUCCUUCCUGGUGGACAUCGAAGUCACCUUCCUCGACUACAUUAAAGGAGGGACCCAGAUUAACUUCACCGUGGCCAUUGAUUUCACAGCUUCAAACGGUAACCCAGCCCAGCCCACCUCUCUCCACUACAUGAGCCCUUACCAGCUGAAUGCCUACGCCAUGGCCCUGAAGGCAGUGGGCGAGAUCAUCCAGGACUACGACAGCGACAAGAUGUUCCCCGCCCUCGGCUUCGGAGCCAAGCUGCCGCCCGACGGACGGGUGUCCCACGAGUUUGCCUUGAACGGGAACCCCCAAAAUCCGUACUGUGCAGGGAUCGAAGGUGUGAUGGAAGCCUACUACCAGAGUCUGAAGUCAGUUCAUCUCUAUGGACCCACCAACUUCUCCCCUGUCAUCAACCAUGUGGCCAGGUACGCGGCCUCGGUGAAGGAUGGCUCCCAGUACUUUGUGCUCCUCAUCAUCACGGACGGCGUCAUCUCAGACAUGGCCCAGACCAAGGAGUCCAUCGUCAACGCCUCCUGUCUGCCGAUGUCCAUCAUCAUUGUUGGGGUUGGACCUGCAGAAUUUGACGCCAUGGUCGAGCUGGAUGGCGAUGAAGUCAGAAUCUCAUCCAGAGGAAGAUACGCUGAGAGGGACAUCGUUCAGUUCGUCCCAUUCAGGGACUACAUCGACAGGACGGGGAACCACAUCCUGAGCAUGGCCCGGCUGGCCAAAGACGUCCUGGCUGAGAUCCCCGAUCAGUUCCUCUCCUACAUGCGGACCCGCGGGAUCAAGCCGUCACCGGCGCCGCCUCCCUACACGCCGCCGGGACAGCCUCUCCAAACCCAGAUCUGAGGAGGAGGAGGGGCGGGGUGUGUGUGGAGUUUGCUGCAUUGACUGUAUGCGCGUAAUACUUCCAGUUUCUUUAAAGCCGCUCUCCUGGUCGUGUUCUCAUGGAUCAUGGCGGUCUUGAAGAGGCCGCUCUCUCUCUCGUCUCGUUCAGGAAGCCCCCGCCGGCGGACCAGAAGAGUGGCGCUUUUGAGGACGGGGGGGAAAAGCCAACGAGAGCCUGUUUACUUCCAGUGUCAAGCGUUCCUGCUACUGUCUGGAUUUUUUUCUUUUUCUUUCUUUUUUUUUUUUUUUUUUUUUGUUAUUGGCUUGGGAAUAUUGGACAGAUUUUGAGAAGGAGCCCAGGAAUCUGAGCCUGAUCGACCUGAUCCACCGAAGGAAGAAAGGAAGGAAGGAUUGAAGGAAAGAAGGAA
Messenger RNA from Myripristis murdjan (pinecone soldierfish), 2199 nucleotides. RefSeq names its product copine-8. The transcript is spliced from 20 exons. The record is from RefSeq and is a predicted model, not a curated record. Gene Ontology annotation, molecular function: calcium-dependent phospholipid binding. Gene Ontology annotation, biological process: cellular response to calcium ion. The coding region runs from base 98 to 1792 and encodes 564 amino acids. Gene Ontology annotation, cellular component: plasma membrane. Lineage: Eukaryota; Metazoa; Chordata; Actinopteri; Holocentriformes; Holocentridae.